AUGGCUACCCAACGUUACCAACCCGCCGCUCUUCCCAUAAAUGUCCCCUCCAAGGCUCCUGCCCCGGCUAGCCUCUAUCCCGUCAGCCGGGUGGCUGGCUCCCCACCAGAGCUCUCCGAUACCAGCACCACUGCGGGAAGUCGCACCUCGGGACUCAGUUACACUUCUGGCAGUCUCAGUGGCGACUACGAGUCCAGCUCGGCCUCGUACUCCGGAGUUGAUGUCGUCGAAGUCUUGAGUGACCGCAUGCAGAAUGCAUUUGAUCCGACCCCAUUGGACAAGGGACUCGCCAUGCAGGCGCAGGCGUCCGGCCAGCUGAACGCAAAGCAACGCGAGCUGCUAGAAUUACAGGCUCUUGCGCAGCGACGCCUAAAGGGUGCUCGUGCCAAUUUUUCCGAGGGCAUCAAAGUCGCCAGAGAGACCAAGCGUGACUUGGAAUGGACUCAGAAGCGUGUGACUGCGUUGAAGUCGAAAGCGGAGAAUGCACACCCUGAGGAAUACCGACGAGCAUCGAACAAAUACACCUAUGACGACGAGUAUUGA
Aspergillus wentii DTO 134E9 is the source of this 543-nucleotide messenger RNA. Its product is annotated as KxDL motif-containing protein. Lineage: Eukaryota; Fungi; Ascomycota; Eurotiomycetes; Eurotiales; Aspergillaceae. Bases 1 to 543 code for a protein of 180 amino acids. The record is from RefSeq and is a predicted model, not a curated record. The transcript has 3 exons. Gene Ontology annotation, biological process: endosome organization; regulation of protein localization. Gene Ontology annotation, cellular component: endosome; BLOC-1 complex.